Acanthisitta chloris (rifleman) is the source of this 366-nucleotide messenger RNA. Its product is annotated as keratin-associated protein 21-1-like. NCBI's taxonomy places the organism in Eukaryota, Metazoa, Chordata, Aves, Passeriformes, Acanthisittidae. The record is from RefSeq and is a predicted model, not a curated record. The transcript has a single exon. Bases 1 to 366 code for a protein of 121 amino acids.
AUGACUUUCCUCCAGGGCCAGUGUGAGGAUGACUGCUACUCUUCCUGCAACUAUGGGAGCCUCUAUGGCUACCGGGGCUACGACUGUGGCAGCCCAUGUGGCUACCGUGGCUACGGAGGCCUCUACGGCUACCGUGGCCUCUACGGCUGCGGUGACCGCUACGGCUAUGGUGGUCUCUACGGUUACCGGGGCUCCUAUGGCUCUGGGGACUGCUAUGGCUAUGGGGGUCUCUAUGGUGGCUAUAGGGGCUCCUAUGGCUCUGGGGACUGCUAUGGAUACCCAGGAUUUUAUUCUGGCCGCUACGGUUACCCCUUCGGUUCACGCUACGGCCAGAGGUACGGCUACGGUGGCUGCUACACCUGCUAA